AUGAUUUCAUCUAUUCUCAUUUCACAGACGAUUGAUGAAAAUAAAUCAAGAGCAAAUAAGACUGCUUUCCCUGUGCGGUCUGUAAUCACCCAAUCUGAUGGGUAUCACAUGAACCAAUCUUUGGCUAAUCAUAACUCAGUCAACAUUAAUAGAGCAUUCGUAUUUCUUCCAAGAAAAUUAGGAUUUCAGGCAACUUCGGAGGACAAUGUAUUUAACAGCAAAGAAGAGAAACCGUGGCAUAACCAGAGGAAAGGGUUUGCUUCCAUUACAAUUACUGCUAAGCGAGUUGUUCCACCUUCGAACAAUACAAUUCAGGCAAAUACUUUUGAGUAUUGCUUGGAAUGCCAGGAAAAAAAGCAGCUAAUAACAACGGUUCCAACUUCAGAUGUAACUGGCUUACGCAAACUCUCCGAAUCUUUGCAUUCUCAAGUUAAUGACCAAAAUCGAAGUGUCCGUGAAAUAGCGGAUUCUGAGUCUUGUCUGCAGAGCUACAAGAGGCAAUCUGAAUGGAUUUCUAGCCCCCCAAAGAGAAUGAUCCUCCCGGAUAACACUCUUUCUUUCACAUCAAGUGUUCACCUCACUAUUUCCCAACAGUGUCCAAAAACAAUAUAUUAUGUAGACAAGUCUCUUUUGGUACCUGUUGAUCAACUUCUGACUAAUACUCAAAAAAUGCAUCGGUCAGUCGUGUCUUUUCAUAUAAAUUGCAGUUCUCAAAAUACAACACCAGAUGGAGUGGAUAGUUUAGCUAAUGGGAAGUUAAUCACAAAAGUACUUAAGUUCCCAGAGGUUCGGGAGACAUCAUUCAAAGCAAUUUGGAAUGCAGAUCUCCAAGAUAUUUACUUGGAUAAAAACCAGAGAAUGGAAAUUGAAUCUUUAGGAACCGAAGAUUUCUGGAAAAAUCCCCCUCCAUCUGUGUCAGUUCUGACCAGCCCUCAGGAAGUUGAUAAUUUAAGACAAUUAAGGAACAAUGAUAUAUCUUCAAGUGAUAAUCCCAUGACAUUACCUGGUUACAUCCCUCAUUGGACCUACUAUAAAGAUGCACAUGGAUUCUCAGGAAGCAACAGAAAGCAAAGCAGGAAAGACAAAUACCACGAAGUUGCAUCUGAUUCCUUUCUGGAGCAAUCAUCUAAAAAGGAAUUAAUAAUAAAUGGUAGGAUUUCUUUGAAAGACAAACAUCUACCCAAAGGUACAUCAGAGUCCAAAGAGAGAAAUGCUCAAGUUUUGCAAAACCACAAGUUUUCUGAUCUUACACACCACAUCAAGGUAUCAUCAAAAUCAUUAUUGGAUGAAAAUGAUUGUAACGGUAAAGUUCCAUGCUCCAAAGGUGAUUACAAAUUAUAUGGGUCAACCAGCCCUUCCGAAGAACAUAAGAUAAAUGUGAAGAAAGAGGUGGUCAAUAGGUUAACCACCUCUGCAGCCCAUGAACCAGAUGUUCCUCGUGAGAAAUAUGAAGCUUUCCAACAUUCAGAGGUCUGCUUAGAGCCUGAGAAAAUUCCUGCGAGCCCACUGACUCUCAGG
This is a messenger RNA of Thamnophis sirtalis, 1518 nucleotides long. The record is from RefSeq and is a predicted model, not a curated record. Lineage: Eukaryota; Metazoa; Chordata; Lepidosauria; Squamata; Natricidae.